AGGAGCAAAGGUACUAGGUGCAAGAGAAACGAGAGAGAAAUUAAGUGCUAGCUUGAGUUGGUGCUUGUGUCUUGGCAGAUCGUCGAUGGAGAUAAAGACUCUUGUUUUCCAGGAGGUGAUGAGCGAUGCAGAUCAUCAUCAGAAGGGUGGUUUCCUGCAUCUGGGAUCCAAGAAACAAGCUGCAGAUGUAAGGCAGAUAAGAAGCAACGUGGCAAGCAUGGCUACAGAUGAAUAUUAUCUGUCCCAUGGAAAUGAGUCGAAGGAUUACCGGGAAAGAAAAUUCCUGCAAAUCGGAGCAGAGUCUGAUGAGCUGCCUCGUCACGGCGCAGGCGACGGACCGGCCCGCGGGUUCCUCUCGCUUACCCUGGGAACAACGAACGCGCCAGCUUCGCGCGAGGGAGUGGAGGAGGCUAACGCAGCAGCGGUGCGAGCGCACGCGAGCGACGCCGACGACGUCGGUUUGGCCCUUGGGCUGCGCUGCAACAACGACGAGACAGUCGCCGGCGCCGCGGCUGCCACCAAGAGGCAGAGGACAAGCGUCAGCGGGGACGACGACCACAGCCAUCAUGGGCUUAGAGGAGGCAAGAUCGCGCCGCCGCAGCCGGAGAGGCCAGGUCGUGUCUCCUUCAGAGCGAGGUGCAGCGCAGCAACGAUGAACGACGGGUGCCAAUGGCGGAAGUACGGGCAGAAGGUGGCCAAAGGGAACCCGUGCCCGCGCGCCUACUACCGCUGCACCGGCGCGCCCGACUGCCCCGUCAGGAAGAAGGUCCAGAGAUGCGCUCAAGACAUGUCCGUGCUGGUCGCCACCUACGAGGGCGUCCACAACCACCCGCUCACGCCCUACGCCGCCGCCAUGGCGUCCGCCAUGCUCGCGUCCGCCGCCUCAUCAUCACCAUCUGCGCCACGGGACGCGGCAGGUGCUGCUACCACCACUCUCCGCGCCAACGACGCGCCGCGGCUGGUGGUGCCCCUGGCCGUGCUGCCACCGCCGCCGCAGCGUUAUUCGUCGAGCAGCGCCGUGGCCGUCUCCGGCGCGCCGGCAGCGUCGUCGAGCCAGAACCCGAUGGCUAGCAUCAUGGAGAAUGCGGUCGCGGACCCCAAGUUCCGUGCGGCGGUGAUGGCCGCCGUCGCGAGCUACGUCGGCGAGCAGUGCGGUGGAAGGAUUGGCGAUCUCCUGACGUUGGCACCUCCCUGCUAGCUAGCCAAUUAACGUGACAACAAGUACAGAUGAUAACAUGUGACUUGUAUACGAUUCUUUCAAUUCCAUUGCAUUUGUUCAUUCAUUUGUGGUUAAUUAGCUACUUCAGGUUGUAAUGAAGUUUUCACUUGUUGCUUUUUCUUAUGUUCCUCACUUUCUCAUGUAAGUACUAAAUCUCUUUGUUGAGACAUAGAUACAGUAUAACUGUAACAAGAUGCAACAUAACUUUGGCAUUGCGGUGAAUUAUGAUAACCUUUCUUCGUGAAA
Messenger RNA from Phragmites australis (common reed), 1465 nucleotides. RefSeq names its product transcription factor WRKY5-like. Gene Ontology annotation, biological process: regulation of DNA-templated transcription. Bases 86 to 1198 code for a protein of 370 amino acids. Gene Ontology annotation, molecular function: sequence-specific DNA binding; DNA-binding transcription factor activity. The record is from RefSeq and is a predicted model, not a curated record. NCBI's taxonomy places the organism in Eukaryota, Viridiplantae, Streptophyta, Magnoliopsida, Poales, Poaceae. The transcript is spliced from 3 exons.